This is a messenger RNA of Oncorhynchus masou masou (cherry salmon), 6606 nucleotides long. RefSeq names its product syntaxin-binding protein 5-like. NCBI's taxonomy places the organism in Eukaryota, Metazoa, Chordata, Actinopteri, Salmoniformes, Salmonidae. Gene Ontology annotation, molecular function: syntaxin binding; GTPase activator activity; myosin II binding. The record is from RefSeq and is a predicted model, not a curated record. Gene Ontology annotation, biological process: regulation of protein secretion; regulation of exocytosis. The transcript is spliced from 30 exons. Gene Ontology annotation, cellular component: SNARE complex; plasma membrane; cytoplasm. Bases 325 to 3972 code for a protein of 1215 amino acids.
CUGGCUAACAGUAGCCUAGCUAGCUGGCUGCCGUCAGCGGAGCUUUUACAAUCGACUCUGACUGGAUACAUGCAAUAUCGAUGGAUACAAAUAGAUUUUCGACAAUAAUUAAUUAAUGUGCAUAUGCUUAAACUGUGUACACGUGAAUUGUACUGUUGAGAGUGCAGUGACAACACAAUCCGUAACAUGCGAGCGAGAUUAAGAACAAGAUAUUAGCCAAGUUUGCGUCUUUAACUAACAUCUAUCUAGGAAGUGCACCAUCCAAUUUAUGGUGGCUUUGUUGAUCCAUUUAGUGUGUUUCGUCCUCGUCUGUAUUGAGGGAAAAUGAAGAAGUUUAAUAUUAGAAAAGUGCUGGACGGCUUGGCUGCUUCUUCAUUUUCCUCUGCAUCUCCACAACCGGGAACUAGUCAAAACGAUGUGAUCCAAGAGACACUACAGUCGGAGCAUUUUCAGCUCUGCAAGACUGUGCGCCAUGGCUUCCCUUACCAACCCUCCUCCAUGGCCUUUGACCCUGUGCAGAAGAUUCUGGCUGUCGGGACUCAGAGCGGAGCUGUGAGACUUUUUGGCCGUGCGGGUGUGGAGUGUUACUGUCAACAUGAGAGUGGUGCAGCUGUCAUUCAGCUCCAGUUCCUGGUCAACGAGGGGGCGCUAGUCAGUGCCUUAGCUGAUGACAGCGUUCAUCUGUGGAACCUGAGGCAGAAGCAGCCAGCUAUCCUGCACACUCUCAAAUUCAACAGGGAGAGGAUCACGUUUUGUCACCUGCCCUUCCAGAGUAAAUGGCUGUACAUUGGCACAGAGAAAGGAAACAUCCACAUCGCCAACGUUGAGUCCUUCACACUCUCAGGCUACGUUAUCAUGUGGAACAAAGCCAUCGAACUGUCCUCCAAGUCACACCCUGGGCCUGUGGUCCACAUCAGUGAUAACCCUAUGGACGAGGGAAAGAUUUUGAUUGGAUUUGAAUGUGGGACUGUUGUGUUGUGGGACCUGAAAUGCAAAAAAGCUGACUACCGCUACAGUUAUGAUGAGGCUAUCCACUCGGUAGCCUGGCACCACGAGGGCAAACAGUUCACCUGCAGCCACUCAGAUGGAACUCUGACUACAUGGAACGUACGCGUCCCUGCCAAGCCUACAAUCACCAUCACACCACACGGUAAGCAGCCCAAGGAUGGAAAGAAGCCAGAACCAUGUAAACCUAUCCUUAAAGUGGAGUACAAAACGACAAGAGCUGGGGACGCGUUUGUGGUCAUGUCUGGAGGCCUGUCCUAUGACACAGGGUGCAGGAGAGCCUGUCUGACGGUGAUGCAUGGGAAGAGUACUGCCCUCCUGGAGAUGAACUAUCCCAUCGUAGACUUCCUCACGCUCUGCGAAACACCAUAUCCAAAUGAUUUCCAGGAUCCUUAUGCCGUAGUUGUCCUUUUGGAAAAGGAUUUAGUUGUCAUCGACCUUAGACAAAUUGGAUACCCAAUAUUUGAGAACCCGUACUCUUUGUCGAUCCACAAGUCUCCAGUGACGUGCGUAGAAUAUUUUGCUGACUGCCCUCCUGAACUCAUACCUGCACUUUACUCUGUUGGCUCCUGGCAAAAGAGACCGGGUUACAGUAAGAAGGAAUGGCCCAUAAGUGGUGGUAACUGGGGCCAAGGCACACUAAGCUACCCUGAGAUCAUCGUCACUGGACAUGCUGAUGGCUCAAUCAAGUUUUGGGAUGCUUCUGCAAUAAUGCUCCAAGUACUGUACAAGCUGAAGACUGCCAAGGUGUUUGAGAAGGCUCUAAAGGAGGAGAAGCCGAGCACGGAGAUAGUGGAUGAGGAUCCCUACGCCAUCCAGACCUUGUCGUGGUGCCCAGAGAGCAGGAUGCUGUGUGUGGCUGGAGUCUCUGCCCACGUCAUCAUCUAUAGGUUCAGCAAACAGGAGAUAACCACUGAGGUGGUGCAGCAGUUGGAGGUGCGUAUGCAGUGUGAGCUGGAGGAUGUGGAUUCUCCAGACACCGCAGGAGAGCAUCCUCUCACCCCAUCUACCCCAGUGCACUCCACCUGCCCAACCCAGGAGGGAGAACCCCCUGAGACCCAGCCCUCCACAACUGAUGAUGGGACCCGGGAUAAUGUACCAUGCCUCAAGGUCCGGAGCUCCCCUCUGAAGCAGUCUCCUGGUUACCAGGUGGAGCUGGUCAUUCAGCUGGUCUGGGUUAGUGGGGAGCCGCCUCAGCAGAUCACCAGCCUGGCUGUCAACUCCUCAUACGGACUUGUGGUGUUUGGCAACAGCAAUGGUCUGGCUGUAGUGGACUACCUUCAGAAGACCCUCGUCCUGAACAUGGGCACGUCAGAGCUGUACAGUCCCUCAGACCCCUACCAGAGACAGCCUCGGUCACCUCGCAAGAAACCACAGCCGUCUGGAGACAAAGACAUUCCACCUGUGACGUCUUGCAUGGCCCGCCUUUCUAUCUUUUAUAAGUCUGUGAAACAGACUUAUCGUUCUUCGAACGCCCCUCUCAGUGAUAACAACAAUGGAAACAACGCUUUAGAAGAGAAAAGCAACAAAUCACCAACGUCAGUAGGCUCUACGUUACCCACCAAUUCAGACGAUGAACGCAAACAGGAAAUGUUCAUACAGAAGGUGAAGUCCAAAAGCAGGUGGUUUUUCAAGACGGUUGCCACUGACUUUGCCAAGAUGUCAAGGAAAAUUUGCUCGCCUACAGAGCAAAAGACAGACCUGGAGAAGAGGGUGCGACGCCAGCGCUCUCUCCCGUAUAAGAAGCACUUUUGUUGUGUGAAGGAGGGCAAGGAGCCCAGGAAGUCUCUCUCCCAACAAAGGACUCUCUCAGUCCCUUACCUCAAUGCCAAGGACAGUUUGUUCAGCGGCUCGAGGAGCUCCAGUGUGACGAGUAUAGAGCUGGAGUCCCGCGAGGCCAUCUCCUCCUUCCACUUCAGUGAGAGUUUCCCCAGGAAGACAGACAGCAGUGGCAGUCCUAGCCUAUGGGUGGGCACUACCCAGGGCACUGUUCUGGUUCUGGCCCUAAGCCUGCCACCCACAGGGGACCUGAGGCUUCAGCAACCUGUCAGAGUAUCAUCUUGUGGUACUCUGGUCAGACUUAAAGGAGGUAUCCUUACCAUGGCUUUCCUUGACUCCCUUGGUGUGGUCCUCCCCCCUUCCUACGAGCCGUGGUCGGAGCCCAACCCUCAGGACGAGGAGGAGAAGGAGAAGGCGAGGCGGCGCAGGCUGGCCUCUCCACCCCCCACCCAGGAGGGUCAGGACAGCCAGUAUGCUGUGGUGUGUUCAGAGAAACAGGCCAAAGUGGUGGGCCUACCCUCCCAGUCCUGCUUCUUCAAACACAACAUCACAGAGAGCUCCUUUGUGCUGAGAGCUGACGUGGUGCAGAUGGCUGCUGGACUCUGCCUCACCUGCUUCUGUGCUAAUGGACACAUCAUGGCUCUGAGUCUACCCAGUCUCAGACCACUCCUGGAUGUGAACUACCUUCCCCUGACAGACAUGAGGAUAGCCCGGACCUUCUGCUUCUCCAACCUGGGCCAGGCCAUGUACCUCACCUCCCCCACCGAGAUACAGAGAAUCACAUACAGCCAGGAGACCUGCGACAAUCUACAGGAAAUGAUGGGAGAGUUGUUUACACCGAUAGAGACACCUGAGGCUCCUAACAGAGGUUUCUUCAAGGGCCUGUUUGGGGGAGGGGCUCAGUCCCUGGAUAGAGAAGACCUGUUUGGUGAGACGGCGGCGGGAAAGGCGUCUCGUAGCCUGGCGCAGCACAUUCCUGGGCCCCAGGGCAUGGAGGGCAUGAAGGGGGCAGCCUCGGGAGUGGUGGGAGACCUGGCCCGUGCCCGGAUAGCCCUGGACGAGAGGGGGCAGAAACUGGGCGAGCUGGAGGACAGAACCGCAGCUAUGAUGGCCAGCGCUGACUCCUUCUCUAAACACGCUCAUGAUAUGAUGCUGAAGUACAAAGAUAAGAAGUGGUAUCAGCUUUGAUUGCAGCGAGAGGAGACAGUGGGCCUCAGUUCUCUACUCACACCUCUUCAUGUACAGGAGAUGCAGCUCCUCCUCUUCUUCAUCUCUCUGCAGGAGAUGCCUUUCUCCUAGCAGCACAAUAUAACACUCUGCAUUACCUCAGUCACCUGGUUACCAAUGAAGAGGAGUAGACUAACAGACAGACAGACUUAGAAGGAACAGAGGAGGAAAGUUAUUCUGGAUGUUUCUAUGUCAUCUGAAAGAGAUUAUGUUCAUUUCCUUAACACACCACAGGGGAGCCUAAAUGUAUGGGUGCUGCUCCUGUGUUUUAUCAGUCAUGUUCUCAGCUGCUUUGUUGUCCACAAGGUAAGACAAUUCUACUCAAAAUGAGCACCAUUAGGUUGCCUGUGAUUACCUGUGCAGUGUCCAGGUGAGGUGAUGCCUGCUCUUCAGUGACAACCAAUUGCAAUGGACAUCUAAGGGGAGUCUCCUCUGUGUGUGGAGGAAGCUCCAUGGAAACCACAGUCAGUGGCACCAGCUCUCUGCUCUUGAAGUCUCAAUAUCUAUAGCAAUGUUGAUGAAAGGAUGAAUCAGUGAUUGAUUCAUCCCCUCUGUGUUUCGUCUCAAGUCAUUCCUUUUUUUCCUACUGAUUUGUGUCGUCUUUCAUGCGAGUCAUUAUUUGAGACAGUUUGUUUUUCAGGAGUCCAUCCACUCACUUAAUUAACCAUGAGUUUGAUAGGUUAUAUUGAUGGUGUGAUAAGGACCUAUCUUUUCUCCUACUUACAGUAGGCCUGGUUAUACUUAUUAUCAGGGUUUGUUUUCCUAUCAGAUUUGUUUUGAAGCAGGAAGUCAUACUAUACAGUUCCCAUGUUUGUUUACUGAAAGGUAAAAGUUGAACUGGUUGUGGAGAGUGAGUUAUCAGCUGUUGCGUGUGCUGAGUGAAAAUACUACAGGCUCUUACUGAACACUAGACAAAAUUAAGUCUACAUUAAUAUGACCAAAACGUGAAGGAUUAGUAUGUUGAAAACACUUUGCAGUUCUAUCGUACUAAAGAGGUAUGGCCUUAGAAUGACGUGAGUGCCAGCUUUGUAUUUUUGCUCUGGGCUCUUGAUUGGCUGAGAGAUAAGAGUUUAGAAUUAUGUACAACGGAAUAGGGUGAAGUUGCCCCCUAGAUGCUGAUCUUGGGUCAGUUUAGCGUUUUCCUCACUAAUGGUUAGGGGAUAGGAUUGUAGGAGGGGAUUCUAGCUAAUCCUAAAUCUAUACCUAGGGGAUACCGAAAGGCCUACAACUCUUCCUCAACAUACUACACAAUGUGGUAAUAUUGCGGUACUGCAUACAGUUUGGAGUCUUCUCACAAUCCUUUGCGAUACUGAUUCUAAUCGGACAAUUUGAUUCAUACCACUCAUGGCUUAUUCAUUUUAAAUCGUUUUUAAUGUUUAGAAAAGAAAGCAUGUCUGUUCCAUCACAAGGAUACAGAUAUAAGCUAGCUGUCUUUGUAUUCGUAGCAUCAGUAGAAGAUGUGACCAGGUGUCACUUGAUGUGCGGUAAAACAUUCUUUGGUCAUUAUUCUCUGAAUCGACCGCUAUUUUACAGACAACUCUCUUCCGCCUUUGCUUAUCAUGACGCGUAUAUGCUAACCUCUACCUAUGUAUGUGUAUAUAUGUGUGCUUGUGAACGUACAUAUAUUCAGAUAUGUGUAUGGACACAUAUUUAUACUUACAGUAUAUAUUUUUCCUUAAUGGUGUUUUUCAGCGUGAUUUUUUUUUUGUUGCCCCGUGCAAGGAGAUGCUGCCAUUUGAGUUGAGGUAGACGCGUUUAUUUUAUGUUCUUGAUUCCAAAUAAGAGACUACAGAUUGUUUUUACCCUCGCCAAAAUCUGUAAAUAAAUGAGUAGUGCGACAAGACAACUGGAGACAAAUCUGAUAGUGUUGGUUCGGGAAAAAUGACACAGUAUCUGUCCAAAUGGCACCCUAUUCAAAAGUAGUGCACUACAUAGGGAAAAGGGUUGCCAUUUGGGACUCAUGGGGGACAGGUCAGCAGCCAUUUUAUUUUCUGACGCCAAAGAGUUUAAUUAUACACUGUUGUCUUGUCUGUCCAAACUCCCAACAGUCUGGAUGUGAUAACUAUAGACCAUACUGUUUGGAACAUGGUGGAACAGCUUCUCCAUGCUUGUCACUCCCUAACCUUGUAACUUGACACAUUAAAUCAUGUACCUGUGUGCAGAAGACCCAGAAAAAGUAGAUUUUCUUUUGACCGGGUGUGUUAUUUCUCGUACUACUGAGCUACAUAUAUUGUAAAGAGCUGUUGUGUGAUUUUGCACUGUUUUGCACCUUGAACCACUUGUUUUGUUUGUAUUUUUUCUUGUUCAUUUCUACGAGGGACCAAAAUAUGGGAACGUUAACUGUGUCAUUUCCCAGUAAUAUACAGACUUGCAUCACUUUCGGAUUUGUUUUCAUUGCCAGUUAAUGAUGUUCUAAUAGAUUUAUAUAUUUGAAAAAUUUUAAUUUCAAUAUAUUCCAUAUGAAUACUUUUCAUAUAAUUUAAGAAGAAUAGAAUGGUGCAUUUUAAGACGACACAUUUUUCUCCAAAACAAUGGUUGUGUAUAUAUUGCCCAAUAUUCAAACAUGAAAAUAAACAUUUCUGGUGAUCUAUUAAA